CUGGUAUUUCUGCCGCCACCAUGUCAGCAGUCUCUGGUCAUCCCAUGUACUGUCUGCAGUCUCUGGUCAUCUGUACUAUGUCCACAAUCUCUGGUCAUCCCCUGUACUAUGUCCGAAGUCUCUGGUCAUCUCCUGUACUGUGUCCGCAGUCUCUGGUCAUCUCCUGUACUGUGUCCGCAGUCUCUGGUCAUCCCCUGUACUGUGUCUGCAGUCUCUGGUCAUCUCCUGUACUGUGUCCGCAGUCUCUGGUCAUCUCCUGUACUGUGUCCGCAGUCUCUGGUCAUCUCCUGUACUGUGUCCGCAGUCUCUGGUCAUCCCCUGUACUGUGUCCGUAGUCUCUGGUCAUCCCCUGUACUGUGUCCGCAGUCUCUGGUCAUCCCCUGUACUGUGUCUGCAGUCUCUGGUCAUCUCCUGUACUGUGUCCGCAGUCUCUGGUCAUCCCCUGUACUGUGUCUGCAGUCUCUGGUCAUCUCCUGUACUGUGUCCGCAGUCUCUGGUCAUCCCCUGUACUGUGUCUGCAGUCUCUGGUCAUCCCCUGUACUGUGUCUGCAGUCCAUUGGUUCAGAAUUUUUUUUUUCUUGUUUUUCUCCUAUAAAACCUAGGCGCAUCUUAUGGUCA
This is a messenger RNA of Staurois parvus, 618 nucleotides long. Lineage: Eukaryota; Metazoa; Chordata; Amphibia; Anura; Ranidae. The record is from the annotation of a GenBank genome assembly.